This is a messenger RNA of Didymella exigua CBS 183.55, 4483 nucleotides long. RefSeq lists its product as uncharacterized. The record is from RefSeq and is a predicted model, not a curated record. The transcript has a single exon. The coding region runs from base 464 to 4180 and encodes 1238 amino acids. Lineage: Eukaryota; Fungi; Ascomycota; Dothideomycetes; Pleosporales; Didymellaceae.
AAAGGCAUUGAUCCCUGCCUUCGGAGAUGCAUGAAGCCUUGGAACGGUGUUGAGAAUCGCAUCAUUGGCAGUCGCAGUGCGUGUCGAACACGAACUCUCCGCAGCUUCCCAUGCCACGCUCACUCGACGCUCCUCACACCCUCUGCACGACCGCGACCAGACAUCCAGCAGCAACAAGUCCGAGAUUGACGUGUCGCGUUGCCCCACAUCAGGUCCCUAGAGGCGUUUCCCAGCAUCGUGCGACGCCUGAGGUGUGCAGACUUCGCCGGUUCCAGUCGCUGGUCGAUUUUCUCCUUGCACCUGCUGCGCCCUCGACAUAGCCUGCGAUGGUGUCUGCUGGUGCAUGGCCCCGCUGACAGGCGUCUUCGCCUGUGUCAUACCCGUGCCUCUGGUCGCCAGCCCUGUCUGCGGCCGCGCGGAAGCAACGCAAUAGCGGAGGACGAGUCCACACCACAUCCCAGCUAUGGCGCCCACGAGCAUGUUCUCAUACCUCAGGCCAGGUCAUGCAAAGCGCAAUGCCUCGAGCCUGGCCUCCCCAGAUCCUGUCUCCAGCCCCGCCGCCGUCCCGCUGCCGUCGCCGUCGCCGUCGCAGAACACCGAGUAUUUCGCAUCGCCGCGCAUACCAGAUAAUGCAAGCUUCACCUCUGGCUCGCCCAUAUCGCCAUACCCGCCGCAGCUCCCGCCCAUAACACGCGUCGCCUCCAAGCUAGACCAGGCCAGGGCUACACAGAGCUCUCCGCGCCCUGCAGAUCAGCGCGCGCUCAGCACAGGGGGGUCCAACAGCCAGUUAGCGCAGGAUCGCGGCAUGCUGUCCCCGCCGCAGCGCACACACGGACAGUUGUAUCCCAGUCAAGAGGAGAAGAAGCCUCCGUUCUUGCGUUCCAGAACAGAUAUUACCCCCACAGGCCUCCGCCCGCAGGGACUGGGCAUCUCACAUAAGCCAGAUCCCAUCCACGCCGCAGAGAUACCCUCUCAAUCGUCGAUGCACCUCACGCCUUCCCUCACAUCCCCUGGCUAUGCGAGCCACUCCAAGUCGCAGACCUCACUCAUGAGUGGUCUGACGGAGAAGCUGUCUGGCAGCUCCAAGGCAGCAUCGACACCCACGGCUGCGCCUGGCAAGGCCAAGUCACGACUCAGGAACCCUAUGUCCUUGCUUAUGCGGCGAAGAUCAGGCCAGACACUCGACCCCCUCCACGACGAGUCCCUAGUUACUCAACGCUCGCCUUCGUUUGUCCCACCGAUUCGCGAUAACUACGACCCCAGCAUCCGAGGCAACAUUGUCCACGACUUCAAUGCGCCCAGGCUGAACAGGAACUUCUCGUACAACAAUGCAUAUGGUAGUAGUCCAGUACUGCCUGGUACUUCUGGCGAGGUAGGCAGGGUCAGCCCACCCAAGAUCGAGAAAGAGCAUACUCCAGUCUUCCGGGAGCAUUUUGACGAUGACACGAGUUACGAGCAAUCGCAAGCAGCUGUCCGAGCUGAGCAGCUGGCCAACAACGAUUUCGUAGCGCGGAACUCGAUGUUGUUACUCUCCGAGCCCUCGCCGCCAGAAUCAUUGCCUGCACCCAGAGUAGCACCCCAGCAGGACACGAAACCAACUCCAGAAGACACAUUCUCAGAGCCUCUACCGCAAUUCGUCUCGCCACCUCCUCCACCGCCCUACCAAGCUACUGAUCAUACCGCUGCGGUCCUGUCUCCUGUUGAGGAGAUACCCAGCCCUACAUAUGCGCCAACAGAUGAUACCCCAAAGGCAAAAAAGUCAACGAAAAGUCCGCCACCAGCACGGUCUCGAGCCACUUCGAUUACCGACCCGCCAUGGCAACCAGCGGGGUUGCCAGCACAUCUCAGCAGCCGAGCUUCAAGAUUUAGCUUCCAGAUCAACGGUAGUAGCGACUCGACACAGGAGCACGUCAUGGAAGAGAGGCACAGGAAGAAAGCAGCAGAGAAGGCAUCGGAGCAGGCCCACUUGUCAACGAACACAAUCGAAGAUGAGUAUGACGAGUAUGGCGUGGACGAUGAUUUCGACAUGGAUGGCGGUUAUGAAGAAGAAAUACCCAUGCUGGGAGAGGAGGACGAGUUUGGUGGGCUGGGCGACCAAAGCAUUAACGAUGGUAUCAGCACUUUCGAUUUCUCGACAUUGUCCGUUAAUCCCGGUAUGAUGUACCAGAUGAGCUCCAUGCCACUAAGCGGCCAAUUACAGACCCCUUACGACAUGAACGGCAACCCCAUAGGAUUUGCGACGUCUGGCGGAAUACCACCAAAGCAGUCGGACGAGAACGAUAGGUAUCUGAACCCAGAAGAGGACGACGAUGACGAAGCGCAGCCAUCGAUUGCCCCUCAGCAGAAACCCAAGCUCGCUUCUAGACAAGCUCCAUUGGACUCAGGUGGUCCGGAACUGAAUUCAAGCAACGACCCCAGUCCAGAUGACAACGGCCUCGAUGACGAUAUGUACUUCGAUGACGGCUUAAUUGGCGAACAGGAUCUUGGCGAUACACCUGCAUUCGACGAGGAGACCUUCGAUGACCCUGAGGGCCCGUUGUAUGAGAGGAAGAUGAAGUCAGCACCAGCCGAGGAUACACCUUCGUCUCAACCACUGCAGGCAUUGCCCUCUGAAACAGGGUACGAAGCAGACGACGACACCUUGUCUAGGCACCUGGAGAAGUCGGAACCUUCGUUGGCUCACAAGACGUCUGUUGCGCAUGCCCCGGCCGGACCGACAAUGUUCAACUUCAACGACAUGAGCUCAUACCAUACUGCGCUCGUUGAUGCAGCGAAUCGAGCCGAAGCAGCAGGCCGGUUUGCACGAAAAGCGAGUGUCGAUGUCGGCAAUUCAAGCUCUGAGCUUGAUGAUGGAUCGUCAAUCAAUCUCUCGCGCCCGAGUUUAGUACCUGACGAUGGUCGGUUUAGCCUGGACACAGUCGGCUUCCCACAGGAUGACGACGUGUACGGAACGGACAUGAGCUUCCAGGACGAUUAUGACUACAGUGACUACGACUCGGCCCUCGAGAACGACCCGAUGAUUGCGGCUGCUAACGCUGAGGCGUUGGCUUACGACGACGAAGGAUUCUAUGGGAGCGAAUUCGGCUUCUACGCAGCAGCUGGCGAUGCACAAAGCGAGUGGGGCGGUGUCUUCGCCUCGGGGCUCAACCGCGCUGUCAGUGGACGCAAUGCUGUAAGGGAGCCAAAUUUGACUCCCAUCACGGAACGAAGCGAGUACAGUACGCGCAACUCUUUUAUCAGUCUGAACCAUUUCCGUGAUGGGUCACUACCGGUUGCAAGUCCUGGGCUUGCUCAGUUGGCGCGCCUGAGUCCCUACGAAUGGCCUGCUGAGGAAGAGAAUAUGAGUCUCGACGCUCUUAUGAAGUUGCGGAAAGGUGCGUUUGGUGGGAGUGUAUCAAGUCUGCCCAGCAGUGCGGCAAAUAGCCCGCGCAACUCUUCACCUUUUGGCAUGCAGUUUGCGCCAAGGGCCGGUAGUGCGGCCGGCAACCGUAUGCAAGAGCAGUACGAUUGUAAGAUUGUAAGCGACGAGUCAGCAAAUGUCGCGGAUGGCUUGGAAGAUGAAGAAGAAGACGAUGGUUUCAUGGACGCAGUCGACGGAGCUCACGGAGAUGAAGGUGGUGGGAAAAGCGAUGGAGAUGAACGCCCCGAGAGUCCUACGCUCACAGCGAGCGACUACAACUCCCUCUCAAGCCCCAGCCGUCUUCAAGACCUUCCGCCCUUCCCGCCACCGCUGCAGCCUCAGAUUCUGCAGAUGCAAAGCCUGUAUAUGCAGCCUCCGUCUCACCUAGCGUUGGCUAUGAAGUCGCCUGCAAACAUUGCUCUGCCGAUGUCGCCGUUUGGCAUGCCGCUACCAUCCCCGUUCACGAUGAGCCAGCAUCCAGCGUCGCCACCACCUAUCGAUACAUCGCUCUCUUCUCCUACGGCUACAUCGUCGAGCGGUCCACGACGUCAGUCUGUCGGUUUCGCGUCACCCAUAUCAGCAACAUCGCCCAUGACGCCUGGUGGAAGUGGCUGGAGAGGUGGACAUUCGCGUAAGGGCAGUGCAGCCGACAGCGUUACGUAUGUACGUGAGCACGACGAGGCCGGCGAAGGUCGAUGGGUCCUCGAGAGAAGACGCACCGCUGAGAGCGGAGAGCUAGAGCUGAUUGGGAGGGAGAUUGUAGAAGGUGGAAGAAUAUGAUACCCAGCUUCGGCGCGGUCGAAAGAGGCAGGAUCGUUAUUGCUUUGGCAUUCAAGGCGUUUGAGCGAUUUUGGAACCAUCAAUGCUUGUAUGGUAUGACAGGCUGGCCCUCUUUAUCGUAUCAGAAAUACCCAUAGCAUAGGCCGAUAUUGAAUGAAACCAUGCAUGAGAUGGUGAACUCAACGAGUACUGCCCCACCAUGCAAUUGGUUUGAGCUCAUGGCUGUACGCUGUUGACAUGCCACAAGCGCACCAGAUGCUAUGUACACCGAGGCUCGGAAAUCUUCGCGCCUCAGAAAGUACG